GAACACUGCUGGGAGGAGUCCUAUUUCAUCACAACUCUCCCAAGGGAAACAGCAGGAGGUCAGACAUCUAGCAUUGCUCAAAUUAGGAACUCACUUUAACCAGUUUCCUGGUCUUCCUUGUUAUUUUGUAGAUACUACAUUUUCUCAGCAUUUAAUGAGAUUUCAACAUCCUGCUGUGUACUUUUUGAGAGAUUUAUCUUCCUACACAAAAUAGAUAAGCCCUAUUUCCUGCCUUGUUGAGGAUCUACAGUCUGGACAUUACUGAGAAACUUCCGGGAGCCAAACUAGGAUCUGGACACUGCUGAAGAAAUUUCCAAGAAGGCUUCUCCAUCAUUUUAGAGAUAAUGAAUGACUAUAAGAAAAUUGUUCUUCUAAAAGGAUUACAGGGUAUGGAUGAUUACCAUUUUAGGAUAAUUAAGUCCUUACUAAAAAGAGACCUACACCUGUCUGAAAAUAUGCAAAAUGAUUAUGACAGAAUUAAGAUUGCUGACAAGAUGGAAGAGAUAUUCCCAAAAGAUGCUGGACUCAACAAACUGAUAGAAAUUUGUCAAGAAAUUAAAGAUCUUAAAAAUCUUGUUGAAAAUCUUAAAGAAGAGAAGGCAAAAGUAAAAGGAAAAAAACCCAUGGGCAAAAAGAAGCAAAAAGCAGAUUCUGCUGUACCUACAUCGACUACAAGCAACACCUUAGCAUCUGAUGGAGGGGAGACAUCCACAGCUCAGAAAAGAAAAAGUAUGAAUGAAGAGAAGCUUGAAGUGAAAAAGACCAAAAAGUCUAAGGGGCCAGAUUGCCCUGACUCUCCUGGAGAAGCCACAGUCAGAUGCCAGACCCCAGGACCCCAGUUCUCAUCUUCGACUUCAUCAAAUCCUUCUUUGGCUAAGAACCAAAAGACACAGACCCUAAGAAAGAGCGCUACCAAAGGGGCUGUUGGCCAAAAUGAUGCCAUGACCGUGAUGGUGCUCAAUGCAGCGGAGCCAUUUGAAUAUGAGUCAAGAGAACCUGGAAGAAAGAUGAUGUUUCAUGCUACAGUGGCCAGUGUGAAUGAGUAUUUCCAUGUGAAAGUUUUCAACAUCAACCUGAAAGAGAAAUUCACAAAAGGGAAUGUCAUCAUAAUCUCCAAUUAUGUCAAGUUCAGAGGAAUCAUAGAGAUAAAGGCAGACUCCUAUGUGAUUAAAGCUGAACCCAACGAAAAGAUUGAAGUUCCCAAGAAGCUAAUCAGUAAAGCAAAUGAAACUCCCAUGAUUUCUGAUAUUCACAAGAGUGUAGGUGGAGCACUGUUUUAUGGGUUAUUUACAUUACACAAGAAAAAGGUGAACCCAACGAACACAAUCUAUGAAAUAAAGGACGAUACAGGAAGUAUAGAAGUUCUAGGGAAGAAGAAAUGCUACAACAUCAGCUGUGAGGAAGGAGACAAACUGCGACUCUUCUGCUUUCAACUGAAAACAAUUGACAAGCAGCUGAAGCUGGUGUCUGGCGAUCACAGUUUCAUUAAGGUCACCAAGGCUGGAAAAAAGAGAAUAUCUGCUCUCCUUCCUAACCCAAAAGAUGGAGAAGCAAGUGGCUACCCUCAAAAUUAAUUCAGUGCUUUUAACCGUGGAGCUUUUAAAAUAGAGACACCAAGCAACUGGAAAUAAGCAACAGCUUCAGUCGUAUAUCCAAGCAUUUAAACAUUUUGUUACUUGAUUUGUGAUUAUGUAUUUUCAUUUGUAAAACUCCUUGCUCUGUUUUUUUAUGAAAAUAACACUUGAAUUUAAUUUUUCUAGUGUAGAAGUAAUAAAAAUUUCUUUUGAAAAAGAUA
This is a messenger RNA of Microtus ochrogaster (prairie vole), 1795 nucleotides long. RefSeq names its product interferon-activable protein 204-like. Gene Ontology annotation, cellular component: cytosol; nucleoplasm; nucleolus. The record is from RefSeq and is a predicted model, not a curated record. Gene Ontology annotation, molecular function: double-stranded DNA binding. Lineage: Eukaryota; Metazoa; Chordata; Mammalia; Rodentia; Cricetidae. Gene Ontology annotation, biological process: cellular response to interferon-beta; activation of innate immune response.